Messenger RNA from Arvicanthis niloticus (Nile rat), 806 nucleotides. NCBI's taxonomy places the organism in Eukaryota, Metazoa, Chordata, Mammalia, Rodentia, Muridae. The record is from RefSeq and is a predicted model, not a curated record.
AUGGCUGACACACUGACACUGUUUCUUUUCCUACAGGCCAGCAGAGUAAAGCCUAAACCCCAGCCAGGGAUCGCUCGGGCUGGUCUACCGCCCAAGAGGAAGGUUAAUGCAGAUGGAGCUGCGAAAGUGGAGCCCAAGCGCCUGCUCCGCGAGGCUGUCGAUCAAGCCUCAAGCGGGCCCCUGCCAAGGUGGACGAGAAGCCAAAAAAAAAAAAAAAAAAAAAAGCCGCGGGGAAAGGAUAAAGCAGCAGACAAGAAAGUGCAGCUAAAAGGGAAGAGGGGAGCGAAGGGCAAACAGGCUGAAGAGGCUGACCAGCAAACUACAGAUCUGCCUGCAGAAAAUGGGGAGACGGAAAACCAGAGUCCAGCCUCUGAAGAAGAGAAAGAAGCCAAGUCCGACUAAGCAUCCAUCACGUCUGUCAGCGGUCCCUGCCGCCCUUCUUGUAUAAUCCAGAGGAGUAUUUUUAUCAACUAUUUUGUAAAUACGAGUUUUUUUAGUAGCUCUAGAAACAUUUUUAAAAGGUGAGGGAAUCCCACCUCAUCCCAUUUUUUAAGUGUAAAUGGUUUUUUUAAAGAGGUUAAAUCAUUUGCUGGUUGUUUAUUUUUUGGUACAACCAGAAAUAGCGGGAUACUGAAUCAGGAGAGGCUGUGACUGUCUCGGGGUCACCAUAACAUUCCGUAGAGGGGGCUAGUUUUAUACCCUACAAUACAAAGCAUACUAAGUGGCAGUUUGGAGUCUCAGUCGUGCAUUGGUGUCUGGAAUAUUUUCAGUUAUAUCUGGCCCCGUGUUUCUAGUAGAACCAUUUC